GCGCAAUUUCACUAGCAACCGUGUAAACAAAUGGCGAACAUGUAGGCUUACUUUUUCAUUAGUUGUAUGCAGAGAUUUACUUAGGAAAAUGACUUUAAAUCCGCUUGCAAAUCCAAAAGGAAUUAAAUUAUUGUGUGAACUUUGUCAGAAACCAGCAUUUAUCCAGUGCACAAAAUGUAGAGUGACUUAUUAUUGUGGUGUUGAACACCAGAAAGCAGACUGGCUUGGUAUACAUGAGAAAAUAUGUCAGAAUCUUAUUCCUCUAAGACAGAGUGCUCCAUUUCUUCCUUCAGAAGAGGAGAGACAAAGCAGGGAAAGACAACUUCAGACUAAAAAGCGCACAAUGAUAGAUCUCACAAGAACAACAGGUCAAAAAUUAUUGUUUGAGGGCAAACAUGAACAAGCUGUCCCUGCUGCUAUGCAGUCAUUGAGGUUUGCCAUAGAUGUUCAUGGUCUAGCGAGCAUAGAACUUGUACCUUCAUACCUCAUCUUAGGUGAAGCAAGUAUUGGGCUUGGUAGAUUAGAACAGGCUGAAGAAUAUUUGGCACAAGCUCAGUGGACUGUCUUGAAAACUCCUCAAUGUUCAAAUGCAAUAAAAUCUAAAUUGUACAGAAAUCUUGGUCUCCUAUAUGCUGCCAAAGGUGACUAUGAAGAUGCUUUGAGGCAACUUGCAAAUGAUAUAUAUCAUGCCUCAGAAGAAUUCGGUACACAUGAUAUUCGAACAUCAGGAGGUUACUAUCACAUGGGAAAUGUAUUCUUCCGACAAGGUAGAAUGGAUGUAGCUGACUCACUCUACAGACAGGUUACAGAUAUAUGGUACACACAUUUAUAUAGUAUUGUUAAAGUGAGAACACGUACCCCACCCACACCUAAAGGUGUCGGACCACUAAUUGUUGAGAUGUUCGAUGAGCAGGAAGAUACUCUUGAUGAGGCUCAAGAAGCUGAGGCUGUUCAGGUAUUGAAUUCGGUGUUUGAUAUGAGAGAACACCAGACCAACAGACAACCAGAAGACAUGGCUCGAGUCAGUCACGCCCUUGCCAUGCUCUACUAUGUACUCGGAGAUAUCAGCAAGGCAAAAGAGUUUGGAAGAAAAGCUGUUGUAGCCAGUGAAGGUCACCCAGAUGAUACUCUUUCUCGCUCCAUCAUUGAAUUCAUGAAAAAUUGUGAGCGUGUACCAGUACAAGCUGUCUGAACAUUCUCACUGCAUUUAUCAGCCAAUCAAAUCACAGCUUAGUAAUUCUAGAAACAAGUCAGCCAAUGAAAUCACAGCUUAUUUAUGUCAAUAAAAUUUCAGCUGAGAUAAAUUGUAUUUCAGCCAACCAAAUUUAAUUAGAAAUAUAGGUCAAAAUGUUGUUAACCUGAAAUUUAUAAGGUUCUCUCCAUUAUAUAUAUUUAUUUAAAACUUGUGUAGCAUUACUCUUCUAUGUUACACUUACUGGUUAUUGACACAUUGAUGCAUUAAUGUUGUUAUGUCUUAAUUUACUUCUAUAAAUGUGUCGAUGUGACGUAAAACCCAAAAACAAACAAACAAAAAACUUCUAUAAAUAUUUGUUGUUUUUUUUUAAGCAGAGAUAGUUUCUUUUCUUUUUGAAAUAAUAUGUAGCACGGAGACAAAAAAAAAAAUAAAGGGUGCUGGAAAAAUAAAACUGCUGACAUUAUAUGUAUGUGACUUGUUUAAAAUAUUUAAUAAUUUAUCUAUGAAAACCUGACUGUGUAGCAAGCCGUCCGAUUGCAGACAUAAAUGUUCCAGUUCCCUGUUUACAAAGUAUACCUGUGAUAAAGCAUCAGUGUUGUAUUAUAACUUUGUUAUUUUAUGCUUGUCUUAUUAUUCAUUGAAAAAAAAAUGCAUAAAAAUGUGAAAAUAUUAAAAAUAUGAAAUAAAAA
Messenger RNA from Ruditapes philippinarum (Manila clam), 1884 nucleotides. Its product is annotated as zinc finger MYND domain-containing protein 12-like. The record is from RefSeq and is a predicted model, not a curated record. Lineage: Eukaryota; Metazoa; Mollusca; Bivalvia; Venerida; Veneridae. Gene Ontology annotation, molecular function: protein binding. The transcript is spliced from 8 exons. The coding region runs from base 89 to 1192 and encodes 367 amino acids.